Molecule: messenger RNA, 2137 nt
Organism: Salvia miltiorrhiza (redroot sage)
Lineage: Eukaryota; Viridiplantae; Streptophyta; Magnoliopsida; Lamiales; Lamiaceae
Product: protein PNS1
Exons: 5
Coding region: 237-1919 (560 amino acids)
Biological process (GO): transmembrane transport
Cellular component (GO): membrane
Molecular function (GO): transmembrane transporter activity
Source: RefSeq, a predicted model, not a curated record
GGAUCACACCUCACCUCAGCAGAAACGGUCGGGACCAACUCGUCAAAAACACCUUCAUCUCUUUGUUCUUCGUUCUCGCCACGUGCUCACUACUGCGCGUGGACGGUAAACCUACAACUACGUCACAAAAGCCUAUUGUAAAAAUGGAAUCAAUGGUGAGGAGAUAGGAGCAGCCAGUUGCAUCACCAUCGCAUAACAAGAAAAUCUAACGCUCCUCACCACCGCCACGCGCCGCCAUGGGCGCCGCAGAACCCGUAGUGUUGCAGGGAGGGAACGAGAAAUUGGAGAGAGAGAAUGUGGAGUUGAAGGAUUUGGAAAUGGGGGAGGCCAAUGUUGAAAGGGAAUCGGUGCAGACACAUCCCCCAAAUGCGUUUCACAUGUCGAGAAUGCAGAGAUUGAGCGCCACAAACCCUCUCAGACUCGUCAUGGAUAAUGCGACGCGAGUCGCCUCUCCCUCUCCAGCUCGCCCCCCGCCGCGCCCCUCCCCGGCUCAGCCGCCGCCACCGCCGCGCGGCUCAUCUUCGCCCCCUCCUCCUCCUCCUCCCAUGGAGCAGCCGCCGUCGCCGCAAACUCGCUCCAUACCCACCCCACAGCAAUCGGUGGUGACGUUGAAUUCGAGGAAAUACACAAACAAGAUCUCUCUGUUGGUCUUCACAGUGCACAUGGCGGCGGCGGUGGGGCUGGUGGGGUUCUUAAUAUUUAGGGGCGUGAAAGGGCUAUUGGAGGAAGGCAGUGCUCGGCGGAGAGAGAAGCGCGUGUUGAAGUAUUUCCUACCUCAAGUGGAGGCGGCAUCUCUCCUCAGCAUCACGCUCGCAUUCGUGUGGCAGAAGGCCGUCAGAGUGUGGCCUCACAUCAUGGUGCACAUCAUAAUUUGGGGCUCCUUUGCCCUAACUCUCGCCACCGGAAUCCUCUUAAUCUGCUUCCAAACGCCGGCCACCGACGGCGUCGGCGCCCUCUACAUCGCCUUCGCCGUGGGCAACGGACUCUACGCGUGCUGGGUGACGCAGCGGACCAGUUUCUGCUCCAGAAUCUUCGUGAAAUCGCUGGAGCCGGUGUCGAAAUUCUCCGAUCUAAACCAGCCUACGUAUUGGAUGCUCGGAGCUGCAUUCUGCUGGAUGUCGCUGUGGAUUUUCGCGGUGGUUGGGGCCUUGAACUUCUACGUUCCGCCAUUGAUAAUAUUAGCGCUGGUUCUGAGCUUGGCUUGGACUGCUGAGGUGAUGAGGAAUGUGGCUAAUUUGACCGUUAGCAGAGUCAUUGCUCUUUACUAUCUUAGAGGAAUGCAAUCCAGCACUCAGUUCUGCUUCCAGCGAGCCUUGUCCAAUAACCUCGGAAGCGCCUGCCUCGGAUCGCUCUUCGUCCCCACCAUCGAGGCCCUCAGGAUCGUCGCCAGAGGCUUGAAUUUGAUCGAAGGAGAAGACGAAUUCAUGUUCUGCUGCGCGCAUUGCUGCCUCAGAGUCAUGGAGUCCAUCUUCCGCCGUGGGAAUGGCUGGGCUUAUGUGCAGAUCGCAGCUUAUGGGAAAGGAUUCGUCAAAGCGUCUCAGGACACUUGGGAGCUCUUCGUGAAGAGGGAGAUGACGGAGGUCGUGGACUCCGACAUAACGACGGCCAUAUGCUUCCUCACCGGCGUCUGCAGCGGGGCAAUCUGCGCCAUCGUCGUGUCCGCGUGGACGGCCACCCUGCACCGGCCGGGCUACAUCGGAACGCUGGCGGUGCUAGCUACCUUGAUCGGUUACCUAAUGACUAGGAUUGCAAUGGCAUUACCCCAUGCCUGCGUGAGCUGUUACUACGUCUGCUACGCCGAGAAUCCCGAGAACCGGCUGUUCGACCGGACCAUACAGGACCGGAUCGACUUGAUAAAAUCGGGCCGGAUCGACGUCUUAGUCCCGACGCCGAGGGUUCCGCGGAGAUUUCAAAGGUAGCUAGUAGCGGUUUGGGGUUUAGAAUUUAGAUUUUGAUCAACUUAUGUACAUAUAUGUAAGUUAUGAUGGAGUAACAUUUAAUUUGUUGUUGAUUUGUCACGCAAGAUUGAAUAAGGCAAUUUAGAUGUCAAAUUUGUAGCAAUAUUGUGUGUGGAGACAGCGUGUAGGUAGGCGAAGGAGAUUGAAUAAUCUUGAAGAUGAAGUGAGUGCUUUAGAAA